This is a messenger RNA of Telopea speciosissima, 1616 nucleotides long. Its product is annotated as maltose excess protein 1-like, chloroplastic. Gene Ontology annotation, cellular component: chloroplast envelope. Bases 16 to 1245 code for a protein of 409 amino acids. Gene Ontology annotation, molecular function: maltose transmembrane transporter activity. The record is from RefSeq and is a predicted model, not a curated record. The transcript has 9 exons. NCBI's taxonomy places the organism in Eukaryota, Viridiplantae, Streptophyta, Magnoliopsida, Proteales, Proteaceae.
CCCUCCAACAAAGCGAUGGCAGCAUCUGUGCUGCCCUUGCUGGUCAAGGCUCCAACUUCCAGCCAUUCCAGAACCUCCAACAACCCAUUGACGGUCCCUUCCUCACCUCUAAAACCUUCCUCUAUCUCCUUCCCCUCUGUGCAUAACUCCAAAAAUCUGAAUCUAUUGCUCCUCAACUCUCCACUUCUCCGUUCUCGUCACCAUCGAUUCAAACCGAGUUUCGCCCUAGAAUCGAACGUCCCCUACUCUUCGAACCAGGGUUCAGAGAAGCUACAAAACAUUACAAAAAGCUAUGAGGAAUGGGAUUUGUGGUCUGCCAAGUUUGCUGGAGCAGCGAAUAUCCCGUUCCUCUUACUGCAAUUGCCUCAGAUCGUUCUCAAUGUUCGGAAUCUUUUGGCGGGAAACAAAUCAGCCCUCUUUGCGGUUCCAUGGCUGGGCAUGUUGACUGGUUUGCUGGGGAAUUUGUCUCUGCUUUCGUAUUUCGCGAAGAAGAGGGAGAAGGAGGUGGUUGUGGUUCAGACUUUGGGAGUUGUUUCUAUUUAUGCGGUGCUUGUUACGCUUGCAAUGGCCGAAGCAAUGCCUCUGCCACAUUUUGUGGUGACAUCUAUUGUUAUUUUUUUCGGUCUCAUUGUGAAUUUUAUGUAUUACUUCAACUUGCUUAACGAUGCAGUCUGGAGGCUCUGGGAAGAUUUCAUUACUGUAGGUGGACUUUCCGUACUUCCCCAAGUUAUAUGGUCGACCUUUGUUCCUUUCAUUCCAAAUAGCAUUUUGCCUGGGACAAUUGCCUGUGCUUUGGCUAUUGUGGCUGUUGUUAUGGCACGAACUGGAAAACUCUCCGAGAAAGGUGUGAAAUUUGUUGGAUCUAUAUCUGGAUGGACUGCCACACUACUCUUCAUGUGGAUGCCAAUUGCACAGAUGUGGACAAAUCUUCUGAAUCCAGAUAACAUCAAAGGCCUGUCAGCUUUCUCAAUGUUGCUUGGCAUGAUUGGAAAUGGUCUUAUGCUCCCACGUGCACUCUUCAUUCGUGAUCUCAUGUGGUUCACUGGUUCAUCUUGGGCAUCUAUUCUCUAUGGGUGGGGUAACCUCAUCUGCUUGUACUGUUUCAACAGUAUCAGCAGGGAGUUCUUCUGGUCAGCAACAAUUGGGCUUUUUGCUUGGAUAGGAAUAGCUUUCUGGGGAGACAUGAAAGCUUAUAAAUACAAUACACCAUUGAGAUCCUUGAAGGAGCUAGUUUUUGGAGCUUAAAUUUAAUGAUGGCACCUACAUUGAUUAGUUGCAAGAGCUCAAUUGGUCCCUAUAUUCUUUGCCAUGGAGCCUAAUUGUUCGAGACGACAUUGAGUUGCAAACGUGAAAGACACUACCCUUCUCCAAUAUGUCAAAGCACACAGAGUUCUACUCUCCAGAUAUCUUACACCGGUAACUUGCUCCACGAACGGUGAGUUCUCAGAUUAGUUUAUCACAGUGGAUGAAGUCUUGUAAGGUAAUGGAAACCCGUUCUGUUAACUAGAGAAAGCACCAUAAACUGUUUUAGUUAUUACCAUUUGAGAUAAACUUCAUUCAUAAGAACAUAUGUGAAACAAUUUUCUCAGUUCAAUCUGAUAAAGACUGGCCUUGUU